Molecule: messenger RNA, 2415 nt
Organism: Delphinapterus leucas (beluga whale)
Lineage: Eukaryota; Metazoa; Chordata; Mammalia; Artiodactyla; Monodontidae
Source: RefSeq, a predicted model, not a curated record
CAAAAUAUGUUAUAUAUCCGGUGUUGAUAAGCAAAAUGAAAAAAAAUUAAUCAGGGAAAGGAGACAGGGCUGCUGGAGGCGGCUGCAAUUUCAAAUGGUGUGGCGGUGGAAGACCUCACAGAGAGAAACUGAAACUGCUGGGGAUCAAUUGAGAAACUAUUCAAUGUAAUUCAGAUCUCAGACACAGACUUGCUUGGGCUGGAAUUUCCUGGGCUUUGCUCAUCUCCACUGAGACAUUAAGUCUCCUCCCCCAACCCAGUAUUCUAGAUUUUGCUACAGCUUUUGUGGUGAUCCCAGCUCCUUUCAGUUGGAGGCAAGCCUCUGGAGGGAGCUGACCAGCUCCAGACAGCUGCCGUGAACUUUUUGUUAGGAAGCCCUGUAUAUAAACUGAAAGUGGGUGAGAGGCAGUGAGGGAAACUGUUAUUGGCACAAACUUUUUCUUCAUCUUUUUGUUACCCCCUGGAAACUUCCCUGUCCUCUACCCUCUCCAGACCAUUGCCCCCAAUAUCCUGAGUCAUUUCCUAUCCAAUUUUAUUCCUGGGGUCUUCUCUUUCUCCUCCAGUGAGCUGCUAAGCCCACAGAUGUCACCUUGCUGAGAAAAGGUGAAAUGAUUAUCAUUUUAGGGGGAACAAGUGCAGUGAGUUAGAAAUAUAAGUGUAUAUAAAUCUUUUGUGUUUAUAACUUUAGCUCCUGCUCUUGCUGGAAAUGGACCUUUGCUGGUCAAAGGGAAGAGAACCAUAACUAAAUAGUGCCACCUGUUGUAAGAAGUAUGGUAAAGUAGCCCUUAGUAGUUUUAGGUUUUAAUAGAUUCUCAUGCAUUCUUUAUUUAAAAACAGCUUUAUUGAUAUAUAAUUUACAUAUUACAAAAUUCGCCCAUCUUGAGUGUACAAUUCAAGGACUUUUAGUAAAUUUACAGAGUUGUGCAACCCUCACCACAAUCCAAUUUUAGAACAGUUCCAUUACCCCGAAAAGAUCCCUUACUCCCCCUUCUCUUCUUUUGUCCCAGAUAACCAUGAAUCAGCUUUCUAAUCUAUAGAUUUGCCUUUUCUGGACAUUUCAUAAAUGGGAUCUCAUAUAUUCUUCUGAGAUAGCAUGGAGAAGAAAAAAUCCUUUCCCUUAUUAUUAGCACAUGGCAACGGAGGAGGCUGAUAGCCACCAACACCUAGCACUUAAUAGGAGACAGCGGAGUGAGGAGGUUGAAUCCAGCACUUACUAGAACACGAUCUUGAGAGAAUGCUUUAAUGUUGAAGUCUUUUCCUCUAUAAUGAUGAUAAUAAUCAACUGAGAGUUGUGUGUAUAUGGAAAUAUUCCAUAAGCAACACAGUGCUGUGUAAAUGUUAGUUAUCAUGGGUCCUGAAAUGUUUUCAGAACAGUCUGUCUUUUUUUAAGGAACGGAGAGGAAGAAAAAGAAGCUUUGAAUGUUGCAUUCCCAGUUAGGCAGGUGGCCUAACGAAGCUGAUCGAAAGUAGCCUUUGGGGAGAGUUCUUGAUCAUGCCCAGCGGAGAUGGAGCAGAUUAAAAGGGCAAAUAAACUGUUUACCAAUGAUUGUAUAUUUCUGAAGAAAACUUUGAACAUCCCAGUUAUAUCAGAGAAGCCUUUGCUGUUUAAUGGACUUAACUCAAUAGAUUCUCCAGAAAAUGAAACUGUUGAUAGUUUUUCUCAUGAAGAAGACCUGGUAGCGGCUGGGGAAGACCUUUCCCCUCCCAGUCCUCAAGAAUCUGAUGCUCAGCCCAUGCAGCCGGAGGAAGUGUCAGCCAGAGAUUUCCUGCAAAGGCUGGACUUGCAGAUUAAGUUAUCAACACAGGCAGCCAAGAAACUAAAGGAAGAGAGCAGAGAUGAAGAAAGUCUCUUUGCAACUUCCCUCUAUCACAGUUAGAUGCAGGGGGCAUAAUCUAACCUGGGUUAAGAGAUGGUUAGAUCAUAAAGAAACCAACAGCUGAUGAUUCAAAAGCAUCCCUUUUGGAUUCUCAUAGCAUACAUCUUUAAAUCACAAUUAAGUAGUUCCACCUACAGCAAUUGCACUGAAGUGACUAGCUCCCUCUGGCUUUCUAUGAUUUUCAGUCUUUAUUAUGGCAUGACAGCAAAAUUGUAUCUUAAAGCUCAUCACUUUUGCAAGCGGUGGUAGUUUUUCGACUAGCUUUUGUAAAUACUAGUUGACAUAAAGCCACAAAGACUGUUUACAUAUUCAAGGUAAAAAUGUUUAUUUCCUGAGAAAUCCUAAUUAUGUGAAAAACAUGGUUGCUGUUUAAGUGAUGCUGAUUUUGCUAUGUGUUUAUAACUUAAGUGCUAUAUAUAUAUAUAUUUCGAUAUGUAUUACAUAUUCUGUAUUACUAUAAAGAAACAAAUUUUGUCUGCUAUUUUGUAAAAAUAAAUUCCAAAAGUCUGAAUGAGAAAAUAAACUAUGUUUUCAUAUUU